AUGUUACUAUCUUUUUCUGCUGGUGAAGAGCCAUCUUUACAUUUUAGAUGGUGGUAUAUUGUUCGGCUUUUGCAAUGGCAUCAUGCUGAAGGGCUGAUUCUUCAUUCUCUUGUGAUUGAUUGGAUUUUGAAUCAACUUCAGGAAAAAGAUCUGCUUGAAGUUUGGCAGCUGCUAUUGCCUAUUAUAUACGGCUUCCUAGAAAUUAUUGUUCUGUCUCAAACCUACGUACGCACUCUUUCUGGAUUAACUCUUCGCGUCAUUCGUGAUCCUGCUCCAGGUGGAUCAGAUCUAGUAGAUAAUUCUCGAAGGGCAUAUACAACAUAUGCACUGAUCGAGAUGCUCUAA
Molecule: messenger RNA, 345 nt
Organism: Lathyrus sativus (Indian pea)
Lineage: Eukaryota; Viridiplantae; Streptophyta; Magnoliopsida; Fabales; Fabaceae
Source: the annotation of a GenBank genome assembly